Molecule: messenger RNA, 2173 nt
Organism: Armigeres subalbatus
Lineage: Eukaryota; Metazoa; Arthropoda; Insecta; Diptera; Culicidae
Product: tubulin beta-3 chain-like
Exons: 2
Coding region: 66-1196 (376 amino acids)
Biological process (GO): microtubule cytoskeleton organization; mitotic cell cycle
Cellular component (GO): microtubule; cytoplasm
Molecular function (GO): GTP binding; GTPase activity; structural constituent of cytoskeleton
Source: RefSeq, a predicted model, not a curated record
UAUCCCGUUCGUCGGGUGGCAAGUACGUGCCACGUGCAAUCCUGCUCGAUCUGGAACCGGGAACCAUGGAAGCCGUUCGCUCCGGAGCCUACGGUAAACUGUUCCGCCCGGAUAACUUCGUGUUUGGGCAGUCUGGUGCCGGCAACAACUGGGCCAAGGGACACUACACCGAAGGUGCCGAACUGGUGGACGCCGUGCUGGAUGUGGUGCGUAAGGAGUGCGAGAACUGCGAUUGCCUACAGGGAUUCCAAUUGACCCACUCGCUGGGAGGCGGUACCGGAUCUGGCAUGGGAACGCUGCUGAUCUCUAAGAUCCGCGAAGAAUAUCCCGACCGAAUCAUGAACACAUACUCCGUAGUCCCAUCGCCAAAGGUUUCCGACACGGUGGUCGAACCGUACAACGCCACUCUGUCCAUUCAUCAACUGGUGGAAAACACCGAUGAAACCUACUGCAUUGACAACGAAGCGCUGUACGACAUUUGCUUCCGUACUCUGAAGGUGCCAAAUCCCAGCUACGGCGAUCUGAAUCACCUCGUCUCGCUGACCAUGUCCGGAGUUACCACCUGCCUUCGUUUCCCGGGUCAACUGAACGCAGAUCUGCGAAAGUUGGCCGUUAACAUGGUGCCGUUCCCACGUUUGCAUUUCUUCAUGCCUGGCUUUGCGCCACUGACUUCGCGUGGAUCUCAGCAAUAUCGGGCCCUUACUGUCCCAGAACUGACCCAACAGAUGUUCGAUGCCAAGAACAUGAUGGCUGCCUGCGAUCCACGACAUGGACGUUAUUUGACGGUAGCUGCUGUCUUCCGUGGUCGCAUGUCGAUGAAGGAAGUCGACGAGCAGAUGCUGGCCGUUCAGAACAAAAACAGCAGUUACUUCGUUGAAUGGAUUCCGAACAACGUCAAAACUGCCGUCUGUGAUAUUCCACCAAAGGGUCUGAAAAUGUCGUCGACCUUCAUUGGUAACACCACUGCCAUCCAGGAACUGUUCAAGCGCAUCUCCGAACAGUUCUCCGCCAUGUUCCGCCGUAAGGCUUUCUUGCAUUGGUACACGGGCGAGGGUAUGGACGAAAUGGAAUUCACCGAAGCUGAGAGCAAUAUGAACGAUCUGGUAUCCGAGUAUCAGCAGUACCAGGAAGCGACGGCUGAUGAUGAGUUCGAACAGGAAGAAUGCGCUGAUGAAAUGGAAGGCGAGUGCGUCUAAACCAACCGCCCAGGAGGCAUCCAACGGUUGUCAAGAAGCAUUUUUACUAUUUAUUACUUUUAGUUAGAUAAAUCGAUUUUAUGUGUACACAAACCGAAGAAAUAGUCCUAACGAAAAUUCUAACAACUCAUCUAAUCUCGGAUCUCAGCAUACUUACUAAUUGACAAUAUAGUUGGACCCGAUACUGUGUUCGAAAUUACCACAACCGCAUUUUUUUGGCAAAUUUAUAAACAUAAAAAACACAUAGAAAAGUCAACAAUCAAACUAAUGUUGUAUAAGUAAGAGAGUGAGAGUGUGAGAUAGUGUUGAAAUUGUAAGAGCAGGCCUAUAACUUUCUCACCACACGGCCGACAAACGCAGCGAAACUCGACCAUGAAAGUCUAGAUUCAGGCAAUAUUUCUAAGCAAAGGAAAUAACUCGCGUCACUGAGCAGUAAAGACUUUCAUGUCAAACUGGCUGGUUGGAGAGAAAGCGUUAGCCAACUCCUAAUGGUAAAUUUGAGAGAGAGAGAGAGUGGAUAAACAGUAAUGCUGCCAAUCGAACGUUGUUUGUGGAUCUUUUCGCUUCUUGCUGGACGAUUUUCGUGCAUCAUUCAUUUUAGCAAUAUAUCCAAAGAUUUUUUUUUUGUGAAAAGAAAGUUUGGUGAAAAUCGUCACAUGUCAACCAGUCUUUUGUAGUUAUAACUCGUUCUCUCUAACCAGGAACAAUCACUAUUAUGAAUAUUGUCGUUCUUAUAUCUUUGAUCUGCCACUAUCAGAUAUUUAUUAGUUUGGAUAUUUAGAAUCACCAGUUAUCUUAGAAUUGAAAAUACAGGAAUUGUCAGUUUUAUUUUGACCGGAAUGCUUUGAGUAGACAUUGACCCACAGACCAAUAGCAGUCACGUUACGCAUACAUCGAUUCAAGCCGACGACAAUCUGUGACAGUUUAAAAGUGUUGAUGCGAAACAAUAAAACAUAUUUUGUAUUUAUUUGUAACAA